Messenger RNA from Penicillium bovifimosum, 2217 nucleotides. Its product is annotated as WD40 repeat domain-containing protein. The coding region runs from base 1 to 2217 and encodes 738 amino acids. Lineage: Eukaryota; Fungi; Ascomycota; Eurotiomycetes; Eurotiales; Aspergillaceae. Gene Ontology annotation, molecular function: protein binding. The record is from RefSeq and is a predicted model, not a curated record. The transcript has 2 exons.
AUGGAUACCUCUUCGCAUUCUUUUGGUGGUAGGAUGUCUGGUCGGGAGGACGAAACGAGCUUGAAUUUGACGGAGACGGUUACUUCGACGAAUAUGGCCUCCGAGGUUGAUCGCCGUCUACAUGACGUGGGGGUUGCUGCUCUUGCUGCUGUGGCCCAAUUUCCACGUCCUGUGAACAAUCAAAGUGAUUCUUUUAUUGUGUCGGAAGUCGUCAAUGCCGUGACUAGUGCUGGUCCUUUCGAACCUCGAAGUAUGAACUCAGGGGUUUCUUCGGGACGACGAGGACCUCAUCAACAAGCUGGCACGGGCACGGCUGGACCGGAGUUUGUCUUUGGUUCAAAUCUGGGUGGUGGCGAUGUGGAUGUGGAAGCGAUUCUUCAGAACUUCAUCCAACGCACCGAGGCCCGACAGAAUGCUUUCGCGACGGACAGCGGAUAUGACGAUAGUCAAAAAGACAUGAUUAUGGAUUAUGAGUCGGCGACUAUGGAAGACACUGCGUCACCCACGCACACGUCCGAUAAUGAGCUUGAAGACUUUCUUCAAUUCUAUCCGGAUGAGGAGGAAUACUACUAUAAGCGCAAGCAACGGCCUGCGCCCGACGCUGAAAUGACGGAUUACGAUCUUGAUGAUUUCUACAACAGCAUCAACUAUGAAGAACUUGAAAUGGAUCUUCCACAAACGCUUGGAGUGUCUAUGGCGGACGCUUUCGAGAAUCAUUUCGCCGAUCCACUGGAACUCCCUGGACCACAUCCGGCAUCUAUCAUCCACACUUCCACAUACGAGCGGAAUCUCACUAUUGAUGAAUUCAUCCAACGCUGGAUGGUCUCCAUACACCCCCUUCCGCAAGGCUUUCACACCGAAAGCCGAAUACCGCCACAAUUGCGCCCGCUGUCGAAAAUGAUUAGCUGGCAACCUCCGCAGGAAACGGCUCGGCCGCACAACUGGAGACGCGAUUUCUAUGAUCUGCAGCAGAUUCCGUGGACAGAAACUUUACGUGUGACACGGUCUGAUGCACGGGCGGUCCGCGAUGCAUGGUAUACCUCGUAUCACAAUCUGGACUACUCGCAGGUGGGCCAUGCAAAACGUCUUCCGGCGCAUGAAACCUUCUUCCGAGAAAGUUCCAUGCAUACCUCGCACAAGGCAUCCAUCGAGCAUUUUCAGCUUCGCAAUUUGAUGUCGACCCCAGCACACAACACCGUACACUAUGCCUCCCGCUCAAAGAUAUUCUCAUGGACCCCCAGCACCGGCGAUGCGCGGUGCUUGAUUGAUAUGAGCCAGGCCGACCCAGAGUCAGGAUUUCUCGAUCCCGUCAAGAUCUCCACUAUGAAAACCGCGCACGGCUUAACGAUAGCAGGGGGGUUCUGCGGCGAAUACGCCGUAUGCAGCUCAAAUGGAACCGGCCCCAGCUUCAAAGGUCUCGUCACCCCAGACUUCAACGAUGGCAUCACCAACCACGUCGACAUAAUCCCCAACCGCACCGGCCCCUCACCAACCGGCGUCUUCGCCUCCAACGACAAACACCUCCGCAUCCUCGACACGGAAACCAACAUCUUCACCUCCGACCAAGAACUCUCCCAACCCAUAAACUGCACCGCCACAUCCCCCGACAGUCGUCUCCGCGUAGUGAUAGGCGACUCCCCAGAUGCCUGGAUCAUCGAAUCCGACACCGGCCGCCCCGUCCACCCCCUGCGCGGCCACCGCGACUUCGGCUUCGCCUGCGCCUGGUCACCAGACAUGCGCCACAUCGCAACCUCCAACCAAGACAAAACGGUCAUUAUCUGGGACGCGCGCACCUGGCGACCCCUCGAAACCAUCGACUCCGACGUCGCCGGCUACCGAUCACUGCGGUUUUCGCCUGUCGGCGGCGGCCCGCGCACUCUCCUCUGCACAGAGCCGGCGGACCGCAUAUCCAUCGUGGAUGCGCAGCUCUACCGCUCGCGCCAGGUGCAUGAUUUCUUCGGCGAGAUCGGUGGUGCGGAUUACUCGCCUGACGGUGGGGAGAUCUGGGUUGCUAAUACUGAUGCGCAUUUUGGUGGGUUUAUGAGGUAUGAGCGCAGGCAGUGGGGGAGAAGGGUUGGGUUGACGGAUUUGCCGAGUGAGUGGGCUACUGAGGAGGAGUUGGAGGGCGAUUCGAGGUGUGUUUUGGGGAAGAGGGAGAGGGAAUUGAGGUUUAUGAGGGGGUUGUCGGAUGUGGAGCAUGAGUCUUUGAUUCUUUAG